Messenger RNA from Mycena indigotica, 945 nucleotides. RefSeq lists its product as uncharacterized. Lineage: Eukaryota; Fungi; Basidiomycota; Agaricomycetes; Agaricales; Mycenaceae. The transcript is spliced from 3 exons. The record is from RefSeq and is a predicted model, not a curated record. The coding region runs from base 10 to 945 and encodes 311 amino acids.
GAAACCACCAUGUCUAAUAUCGACCAUUCCUCGGACACGAUCUUUCCGCCGGAGCUCGAAUGUGUGAUCUUCAAGCUUGCGGCGGCGCAGGAUCGGGGGAGCAUACCGCGGCUGAUGCUCGUCGCUUGGCGGGUGAAAGAAUGGAUCGAGCCGCUGCUGUACCAGCCGCUCGUUUUCGAUAGCCAAACGACCCGCGACAACAACCUUGGGCCCGCCUUCCCGUUCGAGCGGCUGCCCCAGCUUAGUCCCAAUGCUGCGGCCGGCGUGAAAAGCAGCAUGAUCAGCAUAUUCCCUGCUGCGUCCGUCCUGGCCAUCCUGGAGAAGCUGCCGUCCCUCGAAAAUGUGUUCCUCUCCGUCGCGGAGAAGCUCUACACCGACGCCGAGCCUCUCCCUGCGGCAUUCACGCGGCUGCGCUUCCGCCAUCUGUACUGCGCGCUCGGGGACAUCCUUUCCCUCCCGGCGCUGGACUCCCUCGCGUACAACUGCUUCGCGGGCCUCACGCACCUCGAGCUCUUCUCCGAGCCCCCCAGCUGGCGCGCGGCCACCGCGCCCUGGCCGGCGACCCGCAACUCGUGGGCGCUCAUCGCCGCGCUGCCCCGCCUCACGCACUUUGCGCUGAACAACGUCUAUCCCGGCAGUCUGGUCGCGUUCCUCCUGUCCGCGUGCGCGCGCCUCACGUGCCUCGUUAUCCUCAGCGUCGCGGCGCGGGCCGGGCGGUACACGCCGGCCGUCGCGCAUGACCCGCGGUUCGUGGUCAUGCGCCCGGGCUUCGUCGGCGGCUACCUCCGGGACUGGGUCAGCGGGGCGCAGGGCGCGCCCGACUACUGGGCGCGCGCGGAUGCCUUUAUCGCGGGGCGCCGGGCGCGGCAGGGGACGGGCGGCGAAGCAGAUGAUACGUUCAUUUAUCCGGACGAGCCGGAGUCCGAGGCGUCUGACUCGGAGUGA